Molecule: messenger RNA, 321 nt
Organism: Vitis riparia (riverbank grape)
Lineage: Eukaryota; Viridiplantae; Streptophyta; Magnoliopsida; Vitales; Vitaceae
Product: elongation factor 2-like
Exons: 2
Coding region: 1-321 (106 amino acids)
Biological process (GO): translational elongation
Cellular component (GO): ribonucleoprotein complex; cytosol
Molecular function (GO): translation elongation factor activity; GTPase activity; GTP binding
Source: RefSeq, a predicted model, not a curated record
AUGGGUGGUGCUGAAAUUGAUAGGUCUGACCCUGUUGCGUCUUCCCGUGAGACUAUUUUUGAGAAGCCCUGCAGAGCCAUGAUGAGCAAGUCCUCUAACAAGCAUGAGCGUCUCUAUGUGAGAGCCCCACCUUCGGAAGAAGAUCUUGCAAAGAAAAUCUGGUGUUCUGGAACUGGGACCACAGACGCUAACAAGGUGGUUGAUAUGUGUAAGGGAGCUCGGCAUUUUGAUGAAAUUAAGAAUUCUGUUGCUGCUGAGUCACAGUGGUUGACCAAGGCGGGUGUAUUGGCUAAGGAAGAACACGAGAGACAUUUGCUUUGA